Messenger RNA from Drosophila serrata, 609 nucleotides. Its product is annotated as putative OPA3-like protein CG43998. Lineage: Eukaryota; Metazoa; Arthropoda; Insecta; Diptera; Drosophilidae. Gene Ontology annotation, cellular component: mitochondrion. Gene Ontology annotation, biological process: regulation of lipid metabolic process. The record is from RefSeq and is a predicted model, not a curated record.
CAUAACUGAAACCGAGUCGUCUACGAAACGUCAGUUGCCUGUUAUUUCGUUCAAAAUUUUCAGUUUCGAGACAAUGGUGAUCGGGAGCUUUCCACUGGGGAAAAUCAUCGUAUAUGGUUUCAAGCGGGUCAGCAAACCCAUCGGAAAUCUUCUAUUGUGGGCCGGUAAACACAAUCCCCACGUUUGUCGCUAUGUCGUUAUCCCGCCGGCGCAGUUCUACAACAAAUUAGAGGUCCGGUGGAAGAUAAGGAUGCUGCGACUGAAGCAGCCAAGGAGGGUUCCGCCUCUUCCUCCCGCUAUGGCCAUCAAACUGGGCUCUGACAUUCUUAGCGAAGUCAUUGUGGUGGUCAUUGGUCUGGGAUUUAUCUACCAUGAAGUUUCCCGGCAGCAUUUAAAGACACAGAAGAAGGACCAGAAGCAGAAGGAGCAGAACAAAAUUAUGUUUGAUCAGCUGGACGGCAUUAGUGCACAUAUUGAGCAGCAAGAUAAAGAUAUUUCCUAUAUUAAGGCAGCUUUUGAUGGCUAUCAAAGAUAAUAAGUUAUGUGAAAUUGUUGUUAUCCCUUGGGUUCAUUUACCUCCCUUCGGUUCAGUUACCUCUCUUAUAAUCA